Molecule: messenger RNA, 231 nt
Organism: Penicillium macrosclerotiorum
Lineage: Eukaryota; Fungi; Ascomycota; Eurotiomycetes; Eurotiales; Aspergillaceae
Exons: 1
Coding region: 1-231 (76 amino acids)
Source: RefSeq, a predicted model, not a curated record
AUGUCAGCAGAUGACGCCUGGGGGGCCAUCACAGGCAUUGAUGACCACCAUUGGACCGAAAUGGGCGCAAUAAAGUGCAGCAUGCAAAUGCAAAUGCAGCGGCUGCGAUUGGAUGGAACGGAAUUGCUGACCAUUCACUCGGUUGUGAGUGGUGCAUCUGGGCGAUCGACGCGGGAUCCGCUGCUGGUCCCGCUUCUGGUUCCCUUCGAUGAGUCGCGAACUGACCUUUAG